AUGGACGUUAUCGACGAUAUUUUGUUAUUUAACGAAAUGGAUAUUAUUAAUAACAUUGAAAGGCGACCCUAUAAUACAAUUAAUACAUUUCGUCACGUCGAUAACUUUCACGAGUGGGAUGAAACUGAUUUUGUAAGACGGUUUAGAUUGUCUAAAGCUUCCGUCCUUGUAGUAUUAGAGUUAAUACAAGGUGAUAUUCGGGCUCGUACUAACAGGAACAAUCCCAUAGCUCCAUUGCAGCAGUUGCUUCUUACGCUUCGCUUUUUUGCAAGUGGAAGCUUUUAUAUAACCGUGUCAGAUUUCGGCGGAAUACAUAAGAGUACUGCGGCACAAAUAAUAAAGAGAACCGUAACUGCCUUGUGUCAAUUACGCCGGGACUAUAUCUAUUUCCCAAGAGAUCCAGAAGAGCAACAUAAUGUCAAAGCAAAAUUCUGCAACAUUGCAGCAUUUCCAAGAGUUCUUGGAGCCCUUGAUGGUACCCACAUCCGGAUUCAAUCACCAGGUGGGCAACAAGCCGAGACAUUUAGAAAUAGGAAAGGAUAUUUCUCAUUAAAUGUUAUCAGUGAUGCAAAGCACUACAUACGAAAUAUUGUCACUCGAUGGCCUGGAUCAAGCCAUGACGCAAAUAUAUUUGAUAAUUCACUCAUUCGAAUGCAAUUUGAAAAUGGGGAAAUGGGCAAUGGACUGCUAUUAGGCGAUAGUGCAUACCCCCUCAGAUCGUAUCUAAUUACACCUAUUAACAAUCCCCAAGGUGAAAUAGAGACCCUGUUUAAUGAAUCGUUAAUCCGCACGAGAACUGUAGUGGAGAGAACUUUUGGCAUUUGGAAGCGGCGUUUCCCUAUACUAUCCGUAGGAAUGAGGUGUCGUGUUGAAUUAGCACAAAAUAUUAUUGUCGCCACAGCAGUAAUACAUAACAUUGCACGUCAAGAGAGAGAUGCCAUUGACGAUUUGGAGGAUGACCCACUAAUAGAGAAUGUACUGGCUCCUCCACCUAGGAAUGACAAUGAUAACCACCAUCAUAGAAGAGAGUUAUUAGAAUAUUUUGAACAGUUGUACAAUCAUAGAAAUUAA
Molecule: messenger RNA, 1071 nt
Organism: Photinus pyralis (common eastern firefly)
Lineage: Eukaryota; Metazoa; Arthropoda; Insecta; Coleoptera; Lampyridae
Product: putative nuclease HARBI1
Exons: 3
Coding region: 1-1071 (356 amino acids)
Source: RefSeq, a predicted model, not a curated record